GAUUGGGAAGAAACACCCGGAUUAAAAACUGGUAGGUUGAGUUCAGUCAAAGCGCGUAAGAACAUGCAUGCGACUGCGCAACGGAGAGCUGCCUUUUCCAACAGGUGUCUCUAAGAAUGUUCUUCUCUCAGAGCAUUUUCACCUAAUUUCGCACCGAACGUGAGAGGAAUCAUGGAAACACUUAGUUUUUUCUCAACAUGCCGUAGGUCCUAAAAGAAAACGUAAACAGCCUAAACUGGAGUAAAACUUCUGUGCGCUCCUAUGAGGAUUUACGCAUGAGGAAACGUUCACUUUUAUGGAUAUAAUCCAUAAACAUUUUAUUGAUUAAGUCGUUUAAUUUUUGUUGUCGUCAAAUGAAUUAUACAUGUCAGAUGUUGACUGUGAACGCAGAGUGAUUUCGUUUUUUCUGCGCUGGAUCUCCACCAUCUGAUCAUCUUAUAGCCUAUGGGAGUCUCCUGUUCUUCAACAUCUCCUGACUGAUAUCUAAUCGACUGGAUUGACUGGGAAUACAACUACCUCUGGAGAUGGACACUGUUUUGCUAUAGCCUAUUAAUAAUGAUCAUCGCACUGAUAUCGCCAAACUGAUAACUUGGGCUCAGCUGAAAGUCUGAACUGGUGGACGAUGAAGACAGUUUCAUAUAUUCUUGCGGCGUUGAUCAUCUGGAACUCAGCAGCCUGUGUAAGUGGAAAACAAGAACAUUUUCUAGAGCCCCCUGAGUCCCCCUGGUCUCAGCAGUCUUUGGCAGAGGAGGAAACGCGGUUACCCUGUCGAUUCAAUGUAUCGAACAGUGAGAUUAAGGUGGUGCAGGUGAUAUGGAGUCAAAAGAAUUCAAAUGGAGGUGAAGAACAAAUUAUCACUGCUCAUUUCAGUGAAGGCCAGACAGAAAACCCUAAAUACUCUGGGCGUGUUCGGUUUGCGACCAGCGACCCAAUAAGAGACUCUGCUCUGAUUAUCAUGGGCACACGUUCUGCAGACGAGGGCAGAUACAUCUGCAAAGUCGCCACCUUCCCGGCUGGAAACUUUGAGACAGAGAUUUUUAUCUCAGUGUGGACCAAACCCAUUACCUCCCUGCAGUCAUUCGACCUGGUUGAGGGCCAGUCGUUCCGUCCGGCCGCUAUAUGCCGUUCGGUGGCUAAGCCAAUGGCAGGACUCUCCUGGGACACGGAGCUCGCGGGUCAGAGCCAGAACCGCAGCUCAGAUGGUGAGGUGGCCUCUAUCCAGUUUUCUCUCCACCCUCUCCGUAACAUGAACGGCCAGAAGCUGGACUGUCUGGUCUGGCAUCCAUCGCAAAAAGGCCCAGUGAGGAUUUCCAAUAAGCUUGUAGUACACUACCCUCCGAAUGCAGUGGUAUCUGGCUACGAGAACAGCUGGCAUGCUGAUAUGCAAGGAGCCGCGCUGCAGUGCAGCGGACAUGGAAAUCCAGAACCUCAGCAAUUCAACUGGACGAGAAAAGGUGAAGCUCUACCUGAGGGUGUGACUCUGGAAGGUGGCACGCUGCGCUUUUCCAGGCCCCUGAGCUUGACAGAUCAAGGAGUUUAUGUCUGCACCACCACCAAUACGGUGGGAUCUGGAAAAGCUGAGAUUGUUGUAAAUAUAUCAGAGUCGACUGUGGGUCAGGCAUCAGUGAACUACAUGAUGAUGAUUAUUCUUGCUGGUGCUGCUGCAGUGAUUGUUCUUACUCUUAUUAUAGUGAUAAUUACAGUAAACCGCUACUAUAAACGCAAAAAUCAACAACUGGCUAUAGAGCUGGAUGCAAAAAAGGAGGAAAUCAGCACUCUAUCAAGACAAGCCUCAUUUAGGAGAGUCAACUCAGGAAGCACAGACCACAGAUACUCGGACGACAAUAAUCCUUUAAGAGUCGAAGGGACGAUACGCACGAGUCUGUCCUCACUGGAUCGUCCUCGCUCCAGGGAUAGUCGGUCCACGCUGGGAGGGGUGGACUCACUCGGUCGCCCUGCAAUUUAUAACACGUCCAGAAGAGGUCGAGACAAACUCAUGGACAGAACUGAAAGAGAAGCCACUCGGUUGAUGAUGGAGUCUUACGAGCAGGACAGUAACGUGUCACAGGAAACCCAACUUCUCCCUCCUCUUCACCCCUCUUCUUAUUCAAUGGAACAGGCUGUUGAAAUUAUCCGGUCUCGGAACGGCAGCGCCAUUAUCCCAGCAGAGGGGAGGCCGCAGUCGGGAGGAAGCAGCAGAGGAGGCAGCAGAGGGCAUAAUUCGCCCUUGGUAGCCACGUACCCGACUCUUACAGAUGAGGAGGAAGAAGAUUCUGUUAGCCCUACGGAUUCAGGAGUCCACAGAGGUUUAAUGGAGCCUGACGGUUUUGAAAAUGGCGGCAGCGAGACGGCGAGUUCUCAGAUAUCUGAGGCGCUAUCCAGUCAUUUUGAGCGCACUAACGGCACGCUGCGGCCCAAGUCGAAACCCAACAACAUCCUGCUCCCGGCCAACACACUUUUCCUCACGCCGCAUAGCCCGACCAUCCACAAAGCUCAGAUCGUUUAGAGUGUUUGUUUGGCAACGUCUUUAAGCCAUAUAAGCACAGUUGAUUUUACAACAGAUGGAUGUGUUUCUCUGUAAUCUCACUCUCCACACAUAAAUGGAUCUUUUGUUUGAGCUUUUAUAUGAAUACUUUCUCAAGGUGGCAAAACCAUGGACCGAAUGGCCACCAUCUAAACUCAAACCUGCAAAACAAUACCAGCAUUACUCAAACAGUCCCUCAAGUAAUUGCAUAAUCCACAGUGUAUUCUGGAACUGGGACGCUUGAGUAUUAUGGGUCACGACAUGUGUUUCAAAUACAGAUUAACUGGAAACAGUGAGUUGAGCUCCUCUGUGUGACCAGAAAAUGGAUUUAAGAUUUUUUUUUUUUUUUUUUUUUUUUUUACCUAAGGCUUCACUUGAAUUACUGUUGAGGGAGAAAAUACUACAUGAACUGUAUUUCCGGUCAGUUAAUCCUUCACUGUGACUUUUUGACCUUGAUGUCUUGAUGUACUCCAGAUAUGUACAAACGGUGUUUUGACAUAAUUUUUGAAUAUAUAUGUGUGUAUUGUG
Messenger RNA from Labeo rohita (rohu), 3052 nucleotides. RefSeq names its product nectin cell adhesion molecule 4a (gene nectin4a). Gene Ontology annotation, biological process: homophilic cell-cell adhesion; heterophilic cell-cell adhesion. The transcript has 11 exons. NCBI's taxonomy places the organism in Eukaryota, Metazoa, Chordata, Actinopteri, Cypriniformes, Cyprinidae. The record is from RefSeq and is a predicted model, not a curated record. The coding region runs from base 623 to 2506 and encodes 627 amino acids. Gene Ontology annotation, cellular component: adherens junction.